Messenger RNA from Lachancea dasiensis, 378 nucleotides. NCBI's taxonomy places the organism in Eukaryota, Fungi, Ascomycota, Saccharomycetes, Saccharomycetales, Saccharomycetaceae. The record is from the annotation of a GenBank genome assembly.
AUGCUUUCAUCUAUACUCCGUGGUAGCUCAGUGGCCCUUAGGGGAGCCGCCAUUAGAUCUGCUGUGCGUCCAGCCGCUGUUGUUGCGCCAGCUUUGAGAUCUCCAAUCCGCUUUUACUCUUCCGGUCUAAACAAGGACGACGUCAGUUCCAGAAUCAUUGACGUCGUGAAGGCUUUUGACAAGACUACUGCCAGUGCCCAGGUCACAAACGAAACACAUUUUGCCAAGGAUUUGGGUCUUGACUCGCUGGACACUGUGGAGUUGCUGGUGGCCAUUGAAGAAGAAUUCGACAUCGAAAUCCCAGACAAAGUAGCUGACGAAAUCAAGACCGUCGAAGCAGCCGUCAAGUACAUCGAGUCGAACCCAGAGGCCAACUAG